Molecule: messenger RNA, 7160 nt
Organism: Acanthopagrus latus (yellowfin seabream)
Lineage: Eukaryota; Metazoa; Chordata; Actinopteri; Spariformes; Sparidae
Product: leucine-rich repeat and fibronectin type-III domain-containing protein 2
Exons: 6
Coding region: 1232-3601 (789 amino acids)
Cellular component (GO): postsynaptic density membrane; cell surface
Molecular function (GO): protein binding
Source: RefSeq, a predicted model, not a curated record
GGGAGGUUACACGCUGCGGGCCGUGCCAAAGUGGCUCCCUCGCGCGUAAUCAUCGCUGUAGUCUCAGCCCGGUGUCUGUUUGCGUGCAGCCGCUGUGGCUCUAGCUGACCUGCCUCCUCUGCCUCUCCUCACGGUGGGCUCCGUCAUACUCCACGGUGAGUUGUGCCAUCUAGGGUUGGGGUCCACCGCUCUAUUGCGGUCUUUCGAGCGCAGAGACUUCGCACCGAGGGUCGCAACUCUCCAUCACCCCCUGGCUCUCGGACUAACAGAUAACUCUUGAGUUAUUAACUUUCUUUCGGAUGUGAUUAUUUCAUCUUUUAAAAAAAAAAAAAAAAAAAAAAAAAACUUUCGUUUUGUUUUGGAUGGCCGAUUAGGAGCUAGAGAGAACCAAGCACAUAUUGUGCUUUCCCAGACAAGUAACUCUACAGCACCGCGGGGAGAAAAUUGGAAUAAGAAAAAAAAAAAAAAACAUGUAGCAGCGCUCUCUUAAACAACCGCCUGGAAAUACAUAGACGAGCCCACACAGCAGCGAGCUGGUUAUUUUUACUUGGAGCGGAAACUACAAACAUGCUGUGAAGCUCCUCGUCGCAGCUUGGCUCCCGGCAAAAGCGCAGGUUUCCAGAGCAUCUGCUGGUGGGAAAAAUUAGUGAAGGAGAGAAGCGCGAGAGAAGAGGAGGAAGAAGAAGAAGAAGAAGAAGAAGAAGAAGAAGAAGAAGGAGCGAUGUGCGGCUCGGUAGGCAGCUGGUGUUGCAUUUCGUCUCCUGGAAUUAGUGGAUGAAUGGGAAGGGAGCGGCUGUAGCCUCGAUCCAAGGAAACAGAAUUUACUGUACAGAGCCUGCGGUGGCACACAAUGGAUACUUGUCCUUCUGUGAAGGUGAAAGAGUGAACACACACACACACACACACAGUCGACACCUUGCAACGUUCAUCUGUGGGAGGAGGGGAAGGACUUGGGAUUGUUUGCUGCCUGCAGGAGGAAUCCAAGGUGACCUGAGAGAUCCAUCAGAGGCAAAUGUGAAAACUAUAAAGACGUGGUGUUGGACGAUUCAGACCCCACCCUCUAGACAUGACUCAAUAUGUCUUUGGAUACCUGACCUGACAAAACCACCAAUCCUGUUACUGCUGCUUAUUCAUCGUGGUCUUUGUGAGUGAAUGUGUGGCCUUGAGGUGUUUUUUGAGGGACCAUAUGGCACAAUACCACACAGUAUAGGUCCCCUUUGUAUGAACUAACAUGGACAAAGUGGUCAUCAGUCUCCUGCUUCUGGGAACCGCAGUUACGAUGGUCCAUGCAUGUCCCAAAUACUGUGUCUGUCAGAACCUCUCAGAGUCUCUGGGGACACUGUGCCCCUCAAAAGGCCUGCUCUUUGUCCCGUCAGACAUCGACCGGCGAACUGUGGAGCUCCGGCUGGGCGGCAACUUCAUCCUCAAGAUCACCACUCAGGACUUUGCCAAUAUGACAGGUCUGGUGGAUCUCACCUUGUCUCGUAACACCAUCAGCGCCAUCCAGCCUUUCUCCUUCAUUGACCUAGAGACCCUGAGAUCCCUGCACCUCGACAGCAACCGGUUGACAGAGCUGGGACCAGAUGACCUCCGAGGGCUGAUCAACCUUCAACACCUGAUCCUCAACAACAAUCAGCUGAAUCAGAUCUCCAAAGCAAGCUUUGACGACUUGCAACAAACACUGGAGGAUCUGGAUUUGUCAUAUAACAACUUACGCAGUGUGCCUUGGGAAGCCAUCCGCAAGAUGGUUAACCUCCAUCAGAUGAGUCUGGACCAUAACCUAAUUUCCUUCAUUGCCGAGGGGACUUUUACAGAUCUGGAUAAACUGGCCCGCUUGGACCUCACCUCCAAUCGUCUCCAGAAACUCCCGCCAGACCCCAUCUUUGCACGCUCUCAGAGCACUGUGAUGAUGGCCACUCCUUAUGCACCUCCGCUCUCUCUCAGCUUUGGUGGAAACCCAUUGCACUGCAACUGUGAAGUACUUUGGCUUCGAAGGCUGGAGCGCGAGGAUGAUAUGGAAACCUGCGCUUCUCCUGCUAGUCUAAAGGGCCGCUACUUUUGGUCUGUUCGUGAGGAGGAGUUUGUUUGUGAGCCCCCUCUAAUUACACAACACACUCACAAGUUGCUAGUGCUAGAAGGCCAAACGGCUAGCCUGCGCUGCAAAGCGGUCGGUGAUCCGAUGCCAGCUGUGCAUUGGGUUGCUCCUGACGACCGUUUGAUCAGCAACUCCUCCCGUGCAACAGUGUAUGAAAAUGGCACCCUGGACAUUAUAAUCACCACGUCGAAGGAUUAUGGGACCUUUACUUGCAUAGCUGCCAAUGCUGCUGGGGAGUCUACAGCCUCCAUUGAGCUGUCAAUUAUUCAACUCCCUCAUCUUAGUAAUGGUACAAACCGUACUACACAAUCCAAGUCAGGGCUGUCGGACAUUACUAGCUCUACCAAGAUCAGUAAAGAGAGAGAGCCUAAACCUCUGCCAGAGAAGGUGGUGUCUGUAUCAGAGGUGACUGCCGUCUCGGCUCUAGUCAAAUGGACUGUUAACAAAUCAACCCCAAAGGUCAAAAUGUACCAGCUUCAGUACAAUUGUUCUGAUGAUGAGGUCCUCAUUUACAGGAUGAUUCCCAUGACUAACAGAGCCUUUGUAGUCACAAAUCUUGUCCCAGGGAUGCAGUACGACCUGUGUGUCCUGGCCAUCUGGGAUGACACUGCCACCACCCUCACUGCCACCAACAUCGUCGGCUGUGUCCAGUUCAUCACAACAGAGGAUUACCCGCAGUGUCAGUCUCUUCACAGUGGCUUCCUGGGUGGCACUAUGAUCCUUGUCAUUGGUGGCAUCAUUGUGGCCACUCUGCUGGUGUUCAUCAUCAUCCUGAUGGUGCGGUACAAGGUGACCAGCGGCAUCCAGACUAAUAAAUUACCCAACGUGAGCAACACAUACUCGCAGACCAAUGGGGGGUUGAACCGGUUCAAUGGUGUCCCACCACAAGUCAAAUCCACCGUGGUAGUGAUGCGUGAGGAAAUGGUAGAGUUCAAGUGUGGCUCCCUCCAGAGCAGUCUCUCUUCAUCCUCAUCCUCUUCUAACUCAUUAGACAGCCAAACAGGAAGGGGUGCUGGCGACCGCUACAGUGUGCAGGGCAGUGAAUGCAGCACCCUGCCCAGCAGUAAGUUCAGGAGGCACGGGCACGGUGCCAAAGCACGGCAAAAUCUGGACCACCUUUUAGGGGCCUUUACCUCACUUGAGCUGCGAGGGAUAGCAAGGGACCACCAAGGGGCUUCUGGCCCACCCACCACCUCCAAUGCUGUGAUGGCAGUGGCAACGGUACCCCCUUCAGAUAAAGAGCCCCUUCUCGGGAGGGCUGAGUCCACCACCAUGCUGGGCCGUCUCCUAGGCCUGCCCCAGGAGGGUAAGCCCAAGAGGAGUCACUCGUUUGACAUGGGUCAUGUGGGGGCAGCACAGCGUCGCAGCAACCACCCCCGCAGGAUUAGUAACAUCUGGACUAAGCGCAGUCUGUCUGUGAAUGGCAUGCUGUUGCAGUACGAUGACAGUGAGGAUGAGAAGCCCACUUUUGAGAGCGCUGAGUGGGUGAUGGAAAGCACAGUUUGAGUGCAGUUGCUCUGACUGUGAGGUCCAUGGCUAAACAAUGAAUCUUUAUCAGAAACUAAAGGAACAUGAGAGCAGAGACAGGCAUACUACUGUGGGAACCUGCCUUUCGGUAUUGCAUGAAGUUCAUCCAUGUGAAUACUGUCUAAGUAAUUAUGUAAGAAAAGACACUCAAGUCGAUGGAUGGAUUCCUGGCCAUGAUCUCUAAUCUCUGACGGUGUCUAACUGUGUAUGAAAUAUUGCUACCGAUUCAAAACAACAUGGAAUCUUAGAUUGUGCAGAUGGAAUAACUCCCUAACCACUGGGCACGCGAGAGUGUGUCUGAGAGAAAAAGAUGAAAGAUGAAGUCAGAGUGGAUUUACUACGUCUUCAUCACGAGAACUGAACACUCAGAGGAUUUGCCUCAAUUGUGGUGAACUUUUUCCACAUCACAAUGUCUUGGACCCUCAGUGUGAAAUAGGACUACUGCAACAGUAGCGAGAAGGACCAGAGGAGUGAACAGAAAAUUAAAACAAAGUCAUUUUUAUUUUCAUCUGGGUUUUUCUAUCAUUUUCACUAUUUAUUAUUUGAGGUGCUCCAUCAGCAGGCAGAGGCAAAGCUCUUUCAUAAGGUUGUAAUUGUCAGCGAUCAAAAAACAGCCCAACGUGCAGCAAUUUCAUUUAGUUCAACAGUACUUUCAGUGACAUUUCAAUCACAAAUUGAAAACAUGGCUUAUUUCAAAUAAAAUUUUAUCCCCAUGCACUAAAUUUUGGCAACACUGAACCACAACAAGCCAGUCUUGCGUUUCUACCUCAGGUUAUGUAUCAUAUGAGGUUAUUUAUGAAAUAAAGCAAGUGGAAGUGAAACAAAACUCAAAUGCACAAGAUGGGUCAAAAACAGCUCGAAACACGAUGUCUGCAAUUGUUUCAAAGGAUGAUUUAGUCUCCAGCCGAUUAAUUAGAGCUCAGGUUGAAUGUCUUCUGUGACAAAAUGUCUUUUUAAUUGCUCUGAUGCACUCUCCGUUGGUGAAUUCUGGUGACAGUGGUCCCUGUAGGCUAAAAGGCCAUUGAUGGAAACAAAGUGUUUGCCUCAGGGUUUGGUUUCAGAUAUCAGCACAUAUUACAUUCGUCAGACGGGAGUAGUCUUUGAAAUCUAUCAACCCCGAUAAAUCAUUUGCUUAAACCUACAGCAGGGUGUACUAUUCAGCUGCCAUUCUCAUUUGGUAACACAAAUAAAAGAGGAAUACAAUUAUCCAUUUAGCCUGGUUAAAUGGCGGAAUGAGACCAAAUUUAGGUUUAUUAACUUGAUAAAGAGGCGGCAUUAACGGGAGAGAAUGGUAGCAAACUCACUUUUUCAAGGGCCAAACAGCUGAAAACUCUGGAAAUCUAUUACACCAGAUUGCAUGCUACAGAGCCUUCUUGGUUUAUGUAUUAUUUGUCUCGAUUCAUCAAAAGACCCAUUUAUCGUUCAGUCAUGUUCACAAAGAGCUGUACAUUGCAGUAAGAUACUGUGAAUUAAUAGUUUUACAGAUUUCUGCCUAUGAUCAGUUGAGACAUCCCUACACACUUGCCUUUCUCAAUAUCGUGUGGACCUCUGCUGCAUUUCAAGAUGUGGGGUAGUCAUAUUUUUUUUUUAAUCAUUAUUAUGGUUUUCUUCCCUCGGUGUACUGUUCUGUAUAUUGGCAUUUUUUUUGUACAAUAACCAGGUGAGAAUGUAAAGGGAGGGAAUCGUGCAGUAAUAUUAUUAUUUUCAUGUGAAGCAAACAGUGAGAAGGUGCUUUACUGUGGUGUACCAACUUGGUCAUUGUUAGUUGGCUUACUGAAACAGGAUUUUAUAUGAUACAACAGGAAGUGGAGGACUGGCGGGUUUUUCACGGGUCAGUUCAAUCGAAUUACAUAAAAACAUAUUUUCUGACUUACAUUUUGUGGUGGUCAACCAUGCAGACAGACUUGGAUUAAUUUGUUCAGGUUCUGAGAUGCCCUUCUAUGAUAUUUCCACCUCUAUCACAAUACAGUGGGGAUGACACCACCAUCCAUACCAUAGCAGCUUUAUCUUUAGUAUAUUUGGUAUAAGGGCCAGAAUACAGUUUUUAAAGGACUGCAUUCAGCCCUUGAGUUGAGUUCAGUUGGAUACAGCGUCCUGCUGUAGUAAAUACAACAUGUAUAAUAACUGUUUAAUUUACGUAAUCCAGAACUACAUUGCCCAGCUGCUUUAGGAAAUUGGGUUUUUUGUGCAACUGUAUAUACCCUUUAUGACUUACAUAGCCAUGUGCAGAGCUACACAUAGGCUAGAUAUGUCAGAAAUUAUUGAGACAGACCAACACAUUGUAGGUUUUGAGUCUUUAAUGGACUUUAUAUUCGGUCACCUAUUGUAUUGGAUGCACUAGUCAAAAACAGACCUAAAACUGAUUCUCUUAACGGAGAUCCAGAAACCCCAAUAAGAAUGACAAUGAUAAUAACAUUAAUGAUUACAUUUCCCAUCAGAGUCACAGGUUACAUGUACUGGAUUGGGGAUUUUAUCACCCACUCUCAUAAUGGGAGAGGAGAUAUCCAUAAAAUCCUCAAAACAGGCAUAGUUUUGCAUAAUUUGUGAGAAGUUAAGUGACAUCUCACUGCAAAUUCAUAGAAAGUUUCUCAGAAACACCUCUGUAAUUUGGCACUAAUCAAAGGUCUGCAAUUUGUGAAUGAUGAUGUACUGAGAGCCUUUUAGUCAGUGCUCAGCUGAGCAUGCAAAAGUAUGAAACAUGUCUAAUGGAUAACAUACAAUUCAACAUGGAGAACAAUGUUUCAUAACAACAUUUGAAUAUUGACUUGAAUUAAAAAUGGAGCAAGGAAUUCAUCUGAAAAUGAACAACCUUUUUAUAUACUUAGUAUGACUAGCUCAACUCCAUUAACAGUAUUUUUCCAGAAAUUAGGACCAAAUUACAUUUUCUUUACUGGACGCAUCCUCGUUUUUAGGGCCAGGCAAUGCAGCCCUAAAAUAAUAUCCCACUAUCUUUAGGUAAUAAAAAUUUUACUUUAAUAUAGCCUUUAAAACCAGGAAAAGAAAACACUCACAGUAAUUAUAGUAUAACCAUAUCCAAAUGACAAUAUAUAGUUUCUUAUCCUGAUAAUGAUACCAUAUCAAAAUAUUGCCUAGUCCUACUCUUGAACCCACUGCGAAACCUCACCACAGUUAUCACGCACAGAAAAUUGUUUCACUGAAACUUUGAGCAACAAAACCAAGAUUCCAUUCAUCUCUAUUCUACUGAGUGGAUGCAGAAAGCUGUAUGUUUAUCCUAAAAACCUGCAUAAAUAAAACCAAAAAUGUCUGCAUGGAUAGAUACUGUACAAUGAGAGGGACAGUACAUGAGAAAAUGCUUUUUGUCAUUCGGUUGAACUGACCCUUUAACUUGCUUUCCCGUCUUGUGACUUCAUGUAACACCCUAUUCCAUGCUGCUAACUAAGAAUACAAUUUAAGUGUGUACUUGACUCGACAUAGUCAUGAUUCUCACCUGAGGUUCUAGGACAAAAACAAGAAAAAAAAAAAUAAAAACUGUUUCUGUGUGAAUAAUUUUUGCUACAAAAGAAUAUAAAAUAUUGAU